Molecule: messenger RNA, 1102 nt
Organism: Nestor notabilis (Kea)
Lineage: Eukaryota; Metazoa; Chordata; Aves; Psittaciformes; Psittacidae
Gene: LMBRD2
Product: LMBR1 domain containing 2
Exons: 8
Biological process (GO): adrenergic receptor signaling pathway
Cellular component (GO): membrane
Source: RefSeq, a predicted model, not a curated record
AUGAGUGGUGCAGCACUGGGCCUUGAGAUAGUAUUUGUCUUCUUUCUGGCCUUAUUCCUACUUCAUCGGUAUGGAGACUUCAAGAAGCAGCAUAGGCUGGUGAUCAUAGCAACAUUAUUGGCUUGGUAUCUCUGCUUUCUCAUUGUAUUUAUACUGCCACUGGAUGUCAGCACGACUAUAUAUAAUCGGUGCAAACUUGCUGUUAACUCCAGCCCUGCAGAAAGUAAUGGCUCUUAUGUUACUCUUGCUCCAAGCAAGCAAAAAUGUUUCAAACCAUGGAGUUACAUUCCUAAUGGAAUUAUGCCGAUUUUCUGGCGUGUUGUAUAUUGGACAUCACAGUUUUUAACAUGGAUUCUGCUACCUUUCAUGCAGUCAUAUGCUAGAUCAGGAGGGUUCUCCAUUACUGGAAAGAUUAAAACUGCAUUGAUUGAGAAUGCAAUCUAUUAUGGCACUUACUUGCUGAUUUUUGGAGCAUUUUUAAUAUAUGUGGCUGUAAACCCAAACUUCAACUUACAAUGGAACCAACUUCAGACUAUUGGGAUAGCUGCUGCAAACACAUGGGGUCUCUUUCUUCUUGUGUUGCUUUUGGGUUAUGGUUUGGUGGAAAUUCCCCGUUCUCACUGGAAUGGGGCCAAGAGAGGUUAUCUGCUUAUGAAAACCUAUUUCAAAGCUGCUAAACUGAUGACUGAAAAAGCAGAUGCAGAGGAGAAUUUAGAGGAUAUUAUGGAGGAAGUUCGUAAAGUAAGUGAGAGUAUCAAGUAUAACCACCCUUUGAGAAAAUGUGUCGAUACAAUACUGAAAAAGUGUCCUGCUGAGUACCAGGAAAGAAUGGGUAGGAACAUGGAUGAUUAUGAAGAUUUCGAUGAAAGACAGAACAGUUAUCCAACUGAAAAAAGUUUGGUCAAACUUCACAAGCAGGUAAUCUAUUCAGUCCAGAGACAUCGUCGUACACAGGUCCAGUGGCAAAUUCUUUUAGAACAAGCAUUUUACCUUGAAGAUGUGGCAAAAAAUGAAACCAGUGCAACUCGACAGUUUGUUCAUACCUUUCAUUCCCAGGAACCAGAGAAUAAAAUCAUUCAGUAUUUCUACACACCAACUGUUG